Molecule: messenger RNA, 638 nt
Organism: Venturia canescens
Lineage: Eukaryota; Metazoa; Arthropoda; Insecta; Hymenoptera; Ichneumonidae
Gene: ND-B18
Product: NADH dehydrogenase (ubiquinone) B18 subunit
Exons: 3
Coding region: 98-463 (121 amino acids)
Cellular component (GO): mitochondrion
Source: RefSeq, a predicted model, not a curated record
CUUUGCCUUCGGUCAAUACAUCAGUCGAUUUUCUCGACAUCAUUACGAAAACAACUUUCAAUUUUUCCAUCAAGAAUUUGGCGAAUAAUAAACAACAAUGGGCAACGUGUUUGCGGGGGAAAAGGAGGAGUUCAAGACUAAACCCGAAUAUAAUGGUACCCCGCAAUUUGACCCUCUCGAUGGGUUUCCUAAUGGCAGAAAAAAGAGGGUGAUGCUGGCAACGGAAGAAGAGAUGAUCGCUGUAAAACUGCCUUUGUCGGAAAGAGAUUACUGUGCUCAUUUGGCAAUAAAAAUUGAAGAUUGCAGAUAUAGAAAUUAUCCUUGGGUUGCUCGAUGUAAAGCUGACGUACAUGCGUGGAAUGACUGCCAAUACGAAGAUUUUGUUUUGCGGAUGAAAGAGUACGAGCGUGAACGUCGUCUUCUAGAGCGACAGAAGCGAAAGCUUCAAGCAGCUGCAGCUUGAGUGAAAAAGGAGAUUAAUCAAGCAAACAAGCGAAGAGAAAAAAAAUUGUAAUAGAAAUCUGCGAUGAGAAGCUCGUUACAAUAUUUAGCGAUGAAUUGAGAUGAAAGACGCGUGCUUUCUACGUCCCUUGUAUAUAAAAGAAAGCUUCAAUAAAGUGUGGCAAGAAAUAUUUAAA